AUGGAGAAAUAUUUUGCAGCCCACAACCCAAAAGAAGCACUCGUAGAGUCUGAUGUUGAUGCACCGCCUCCAUCUACAAAGCCUGCCAUCGAACCAACAGUACGAAUAAAAUGCCUCUCAGGUGCAAUGCUGAUCACAAUCAAAGAUGCGCCACCAAGUCAUGAGAGUGGCCUAUUUAAUGGCAUGGUCUAUCCGAAAGGCUUGUCGAAGAAUUCCACAUGCCUAACAGAAUACAGAGAUCACGAGGGGCCUUUGAGGUAUAAAUUACCGUUGCGUAGUUGCAACACAAUGCCACAAGAAACGAUUAAUCCUUUAAUAUGCCCAUAUGAAUAUUUGGUAAAGUUACAUUUAGUUGACUAA
Molecule: messenger RNA, 360 nt
Organism: Teleopsis dalmanni
Lineage: Eukaryota; Metazoa; Arthropoda; Insecta; Diptera; Diopsidae
Exons: 4
Coding region: 1-360 (119 amino acids)
Source: RefSeq, a predicted model, not a curated record